UCCUAUAACUCCUAUCGCGUCCCGUUGACCCAUCCCUCUACGCCCUCCUCCUCCUCCUCCUCUUCCUCCUCCACUUCCUCCCUUCCUCCUCCUCUUCCUCCUCCUCUUUCUCCUCCCUCUCCCCAACGCGCUUUGCCCUCAGUCCAGUCUCUCUCGCUGCCAACAAGAUCCCGCCCGCAUCUACCAAGGUCGAGCCACUUGAUUCCCACAGCUCUGCUGUGCAUUUCAACAUCCCCCCAAGAAGUCGCAGCAAUGGCGCACCACAACGAGAACAUCGUCACUGCCGAGGGCGCAUCCGACGAGACCAAGAUCGGAUACAGCGAGGAGAAGGAGGACACCCUUCCCCACGGCACCGUCGCUGACGACGACCCCAACCACCAUCUGCACCGCGGCCUCAAGUCGCGCCAGAUUUCCAUGAUAGCCAUUGGUGGUGCCAUUGGCACGGGCUUGAUUAUCGGAACGGGACAAGCACUCGUGAAUGCCGGUCCGGGUUCGCUUCUCAUCGCCUACGCUGCCGUCGGCGUUCUCGUAUAUAUGGUUAUGGCGGCUCUGGGCGAGAUGGCAGCGUGGCUGCCGCUCGCAUCGGGGUUCACUGGUUAUGCACAUCGCUUCGUUGACCCUGCGCUGGGCUUCUCUCUCGGCUGGACUUACUGGUUCAAGUACAUCAUCGUGACCCCGAACAAUUUGACAGCCACGGCACUCGUCAUCAAAUACUGGGUGCCACCGGAGAAGGUCAACCCAGGUGUUUUUAUCGCCAUUUUCCUCGUUGCGAUCGUGCUGAUCAACUACUUUGGCGUCAAAUUCUUUGGUGAAUUCGAAUUCUGGCUUUCCAGUAUCAAGGUCACCGUCAUCCUCGGUCUCAUCCUGCUCAGUCUCGUCCUCGCCUGCGGCGGCGGCCCCGAAGGGGACCCCAAGGGAUUCCGCUACUGGCACCACCCCGGCGCAUUCAAGCCGUACGCCGACGUCCAUGGCGUCAGCAGACCCGCGGCGCAAUUCAUCGCGUUCUGGUCCUGCCUGACCACCGCGGUUUUUGCGUACCUUGGCAUGGAACUUGUCGGCGUCACGGUCGGAGAGGCGCAGAACCCGCGCAAGGUCAUCCCCCGCGCCAUCAAGCUCACCUUCUACCGUAUCCUGCUCUUCUACGUCGUGCUCGUCUUCCUCCUCGGCAUGAUCCUGCCUUACGACAACAAGGAGCUCAUCGCGGCCACCUCGGAGUCUACGUCGGCUGCCGCGUCGCCUUUCGUUGUCGCCAUCCAGAUCAGCGGCAUCAAGGUCCUCCCUGCGCUCCUUAACGCCUGUAUCCUCAUUUUCGUCUUCUCCGCUGCCAACUCCGAUCUCUACAUUGCAUCCCGAACUCUCUACGGUCUCGCAGUCGAGGGCAACGCCCCCAAGAUCUUCGCCCGCACCGAUCGCCGUGGUGUCCCCAUCUACGCGCUCGGUCUGUCCUCGCUCUUCUGCCUCCUCGCCUUCCUGAGCGUCGACACCUCCUCCAUGACCGUCUUCAAGUACUUCGUCAACCUCGUCACCAUCUUCGGUCUCCUGACCUGGAUCUCCAUCCUAGUCUCCCACAUCUGCUUCGUUCGCGCCCGCCGCGCCCAAAACGUCCCCGACAGCGCCAUGGCCUUUGUCUCCCCCGGCGGAGUCUGGGGCUCGUACAUCAGUCUCGGCUUCUGUUGCCUUAUCGCCAUCUUUAAGGGCUUCAACUACUUCCUGCCCAAGCACACUGGCAAGAGCGCGUACGGCGACUGGGACUACAAGAACUUCAUCACUGCGUACCUGGGCAUCCCGCUGUACCUCAUCAUGAUCUUCGGGUACAAGUUCAUCAUGAAGAGCGAGGGCGUGCGUCCGGAGACUGCGGAUCUGUACAGCGGGAAGGCGCGCAUCGAUGAGGAGGAGCUGGAGUAUCUUGCGGCGGAGAAGGCGAGGAAUGGAGGGAAGGAGGAGACGAAGUGGGGACGCAUUUACAGGCGGACUAUUGGCACGAUCUUUUAAGCCCUGCUUUUUUAAGAUGGUGUGUAUUUUAUGAUCAUGUUUUUUUGUCUGUAGCGUGAAGAUUGGGGUGGGUAAGGUAGGGGGGAGGAAGUAUGUAUGUAGCAUGGAUACCCAGACCGCGGAGGACGCGGGAGAUCUAAAUUUUACCAUUUAUUAACUCGCGCUU
Messenger RNA from Pseudogymnoascus destructans, 2158 nucleotides. RefSeq lists its product as uncharacterized. Gene Ontology annotation, molecular function: amino acid transmembrane transporter activity. Bases 253 to 1992 code for a protein of 579 amino acids. The transcript has 4 exons. Gene Ontology annotation, biological process: amino acid transmembrane transport. The record is from RefSeq and is a predicted model, not a curated record. Gene Ontology annotation, cellular component: membrane. NCBI's taxonomy places the organism in Eukaryota, Fungi, Ascomycota, Leotiomycetes, Thelebolales, Thelebolaceae.